Messenger RNA from Lolium perenne, 1895 nucleotides. RefSeq names its product mitogen-activated protein kinase 4. NCBI's taxonomy places the organism in Eukaryota, Viridiplantae, Streptophyta, Magnoliopsida, Poales, Poaceae. Gene Ontology annotation, molecular function: ATP binding; protein kinase activity. The record is from RefSeq and is a predicted model, not a curated record. Gene Ontology annotation, biological process: protein phosphorylation.
GGCAGUAGGAAAAGCUGUAAAGGCACCUUCGUCGUACUCCGGUGACGAACCGCUCGUGAGCUGCGUACGGCACGGCGGUACCGUACAAGAGCCGGAAAUUAUCACACCCGACGAGGGAAAAGGCGACGGAACCACUCCCCAGAUUGGGGGAACACGAGAGCGGCGUUCUCUUCGCCGCGCGCGCCAUGGAUUACGAGCGAGGCGUUGCCGUUCGCGGGCGGCCGGAAAGCCGGCGGGCGGCUUACCCGGAAAGGAAGGGGGGAGGAGGGGCGGCCAUCUGUCGCUCUAGCCAUUCGUGCUCGGCGUGCGUAUAUAUAUAGCGGCGGAUCGAUGGAGAGCUUCUCACUACUCCAAUUCCCAUUCCUCCGGUGUUCCCCAGCCUCCGCCUCUGCCUCCCCCGCUCCAGGACUUUGCUCCGCCACCUCUUCAGAUCUGCUGCUCCUGCUCCGUCUGCGUUCUGAGGAAAUGGCGAAAAAGGUCGAUGCUCCGAACGGCAUGCGAAACAAUGGCAAGCAUUACUACACCAUGUGUCAGACCAUGUUCGAGAUCGACACCAAGUACGUGCCAAUCAUGCCCAUCGGGAGAGGAUCCUACGGUACCGUAUGCUCGUCGGUAAACCAGGAGACCAACGAGAAGGUCGCGAUAAAAAAGAUAAACAAUGUCUUCAACAACCGGAUUGAUGCGCUCAGGACGCUUCGCGAGAUGAAGCUCCUUCGGCACUUGCGUCACGAGAAUGUUAUUUCUUUGAAGGAUGUAAUGAUGCCCCUACGCAGGAGGAGCUUCAAGGAUGUGUAUCUGGUCUCUGAACUCAUGGACACGGAUCUGGAUAAGAUAAUAAUGUCGUCACAGCCGCUUUCCAACGAGCACUGCCAAUAUUUCCUUUUUCAGCUCCUCCGAGGGUUGACAUGUCUUCAUUCAGCAGGAAUACUCCAUAGGGAUCUGAAACCAGGGAACCUUCUGAUUAAUGGAAACGCUGAUCUGAAGAUAUGUGACUUUGGUCUUGCUCGCACAGAUAAUAGUGAAGGUCAAUUGAUGACUGAGUAUGUUGUCACUCGUCCGUAUAGAGCUCCCGAGCUACUGCUCGGUUGCGACAACUAUGGCACCGCCAUAGAUGUCUGGUCAGUUGGCUGUAUAUUUGCUGAGCUACUUGGCCGCAAGACUAUCUUUCCAGGAGCUGAUUGCCUAAGUCAGCUCAAGCUUAUAGUCAAUGUUCUUGGCACCAUGAAUGAUGGUGACCUUGAGUUCAUUGACAGCCUAAGGGGUCGCAACUACAUCAAAUCCCUUCCAUACACCCCCGGGACCCCCCUCUACAGCAUGUACCCACAAGCGCACCCUCUUGCCAUUGAUCUGUUGCAGAAGAUGCUUAUCUUUGAUCCUUCCAAAAGGAUUAGUGUCAUUGAGGCUUUGGAGCACCCCUACAUGUCGGCGCUGUAUGAUCCAAGUGCAAACCCUACUGCUCAGGCGUCUGUCGAUCUUGAUAUAGAUGAGAACCUCAGCACAGAUAUGAUCCGAGAAAUGUUGUGGCAGGAGAUGCUCCAGUACCACCGGAGGCCGUCAAAAUGGAGAAUAUUUAACAAGUAGAAGAUGCUCCAGUACGCCUGGAGCGGACAUAUUUCGACGACAGGAUGCUCGAUGGGCUAACCUUGGAUUUUCUCAUAACAAUAAAUAGUUGUUUGUUGGAUGCUGUUGCGAUUCAUGUGUCUCACUGAUCAGCUGCAUGUAUUGAAACCGCUGGAUUUGGAUGUGUUUGCCGUAUAAUUAGUAGACGGAAAUAGCAAAAUGUCUGGGUACAGCCUACAGUAGUUGCAGACCUAUAUUGUACUACUGGUAUGUGACUGACAAAAAACAUUGGCAACGAUGUACCCCAUAUUACAAGAUCUUUGGUGUAAGAAUUA